CUUAUCGCCUGCAUGCUAAUCCUGGAGCUCGGGCUGGGUACAGCAAGCAUUGUACAUUUUAACACGUUGACAUGGUGUUCUUCUGGUUCAGCUAACAGUGCCUGUCUGGGUAUGAACCAAUAUCAUAUUCCCAUUACCUGUCUUAUUUGUGAAGAACCAAUGUAGCAGCAAUUUCCAUUGGGAUUCAUCUGUAACAGUUGACGACACGCUGUUCAGAUCUGUGUUGUGUUCGCAAACAUCCGUUCACUUAAUUCCCUAACAACAAAAACUCUAUUACCUCCAACCUUCAAAGUCACAGCUUCCAAGGAUAUUAGUUAAACCACUAUGCUCCUUCGCGGGGCGGCUUUUCUGCUGCUCUGUCUAUUUGUGCAGGUCAUAUUAUGUGCUGAAGAUUAUUACAAGGUCCUGGGCUUAGAUCGCAAUGCAAAUGACAAGCAGAUCAAGUCGGCAUACCGGAAACUGAGCAAGAAAUUCCACCCAGACAAGAACCCCGGCGACAACACGGCGCAAGACAAGUUUGUCGAGGUUUCCGAAGCCUACGAAGCCCUCAUCGAUCCCGAGUCGCGCAAGAUCUACGACAGAUAUGGACACGAAGGGUUAAAACAGCGCCAGCAGGGAGGCGGCGGCCACCACGACCCAUUCGACCUAUUCAGUCGGUUCUUCGGAGGUGGCGGCCAUUAUCAGCGGGGCCAGCCUCGUGGUCACAACAUCGAGGUCAAGAUUGGACUUGCUCUUCGGGACUUCUACAACGGCCGCGAGACCGAGUUCCAGUGGGACAAGCAACAGAUCUGCGAGGAGUGCGACGGUACUGGCUCUGCUGAUGGUGUUGUCGACACGUGUCCCCACUGCCAUGGCCAUGGCGUCCGCAUCAUCAAGCACCAACUAGCCCCAGGCAUGUUCCAACAGGUCCAGACACAAUGCGACGCCUGCGGUGGACGGGGCAAGUCGAUCAAGCACAAAUGUCCAGUCUGUCAGGGCAACCGAGUUGUUCGCAAGCCCACGACGGUCACGCUCAACGUGGGACGAGGAGCACCUAGGGACAGCAAGAUUGUAUACGAAAACGAAGCGGACGCCAGUCCAGACUAUGUUGCUGGCGACCUGAUAGUGACCCUUACCGAGAAAGAGCCCGAUAUGGAGAAUGAAAAUCCAGAUCACGUCGACGGCACGUUCUUCCGACGGAAAGGUGAUGAUCUGUUCUGGACAGAAGUCCUGUCAUUACGCGAGGCUUGGAUGGGUGACUGGACUCGUAAUCUUACCCACUUGGAUGGCCACGUUGUGAGACUCGGGCGAAAACGCGGCGACGUCGUACAACCCGGUCAUAUUGAUACCAUCCAGGGCGAGGGAAUGCCGAUAUGGAGCGAGGAGGGGGAUUCAGUGUACCACAAGUACGAGUUCGGCAAGCUAUACGUCCAAUAUGUCAUAGUCCUCCCCGAUCAGAUGGAGUCAGGCAUGGAGAAGGAAUUCUGGUCCGUUUGGCAGAAAUGGAGGGGAAAGGUCGGCGUAGACCUGCAUAAAGACAGUGGUCGACCGGAUGAGCCGAUAGUGACCUCUAUACAUGAUGAGUUAUGAAUGUGACAUAGUAGAUAAAAUGAUAGAAAGGAUAUAAUAAUCCAAUAUGAAUUGCAAACUUA
Molecule: messenger RNA, 1631 nt
Organism: Xylaria bambusicola
Lineage: Eukaryota; Fungi; Ascomycota; Sordariomycetes; Xylariales; Xylariaceae
Product: DnaJ domain-containing protein
Exons: 3
Coding region: 325-1569 (414 amino acids)
Biological process (GO): protein refolding
Cellular component (GO): cytoplasm
Molecular function (GO): Hsp70 protein binding
Source: RefSeq, a predicted model, not a curated record